This is a messenger RNA of Naegleria gruberi, 4707 nucleotides long. RefSeq lists its product as uncharacterized. The transcript is spliced from 2 exons. Lineage: Eukaryota; Heterolobosea; Eutetramitea; Acrasida; Naegleriidae. The coding region runs from base 1 to 4707 and encodes 1568 amino acids. The record is from RefSeq and is a predicted model, not a curated record.
AUGGAUAAAACAAAAUCACAACAGCAGCAACAACAAUAUGUAAACCAUCAACAUGUUGAGGAGGAUGAUGAAAAAUCGACGAGUUAUGAUUUGGUUGCGGAAACAAAGAAAUGGUGUGAUGAAUUUGAUAUUAAACAAAUAGGAACAUUAUUUGAAAAUAAGAAGGCUACUAUUGAUGUUUCAUCAAUGCAAAAUACUCAAAUACUUGAUGAAUUAUAUGAACAUUUUAAUGAGAGAUUACUUUCUAAUCAAACAUUAAACGCCAUGCAAUAUAGUGUGCACGGAUUGGUUCAAUCAUGUUUAAAAACAGUCAAAAAACCAAUAUUUACAGUAUUACUUAAAUUAGUGAAUAUUUUAACAUCUAAACAUAAGAAAGUUUUGGAUUCAAUGUUAUCUUCUAAUUCUACUAGUUUGAAGAAUGUAAAUUUCCUUAGAUUUUUAUUCAUCUUUGAAAAGAUUCUUGUUGAUAUAUAUUCAAAUUCAAAUUCAUUGAAUGAUGAAUCAAUUCAAUUAAUUCAACAAAUAUCAACAAAUUUCAUUGCUACUCAUCAAAAUUUAGAAUCUAAUCAAUCAAAUGAUUUGAAAAAUAUCAUAUUUUCAGCACUUUCUAUGAAUGAACUAUUUUCAUCACUAUUUUCUUCAGGUGUUGAUCAAAGUACUUUAAUUUCAAUGAUUGAUUCAUUAAAUAAUAUUGCUAAUCAUUUAUUAACAAAGAAAGAUUUAGUGAAUUGGGCUAAUUUAGUUUAUAUGAAUAUUACUUCAAGAGUUUUGGAAAUUUCUUCACGUUCCUUAUUACAAUCUUCUAUGAAAGUUAUUUUUACUUGUAAAAUUGCUUUUAAAUUAAUUACUUUAAAAUUUAAAUUUUUAAAUAUUAUUGAUAAAAUUAAUUCUACUACUACAUCUAUUAAUAAUAUUAAUAAUAAUAAUACUAUUAAUAAUAAUACUAUUAAAUCUAAUACUACUAUUAAUAAUAAUACUACUACUACAAGUCUAAAUGAUAACUCAAUUAUUGAAAAGUUAAAAGAACAAGUACAAAUUAUCAAUCAAUUAAUAUUUGAAUUUCUCAAAAAUACUAAUGGAGGUAUUUCAGAUUAUUUAGAUAAUCCAGAUGUACAAUGUUAUGGAUUAAUUAAUGCUAGAAAUGUUUCAUUUAAAGCAGGAUUUUUAAAUGAAUGUGUUGGAAGUAAUACAUUCUAUUUCUUUAAAGAAUUUGUUUCUAUUUUAAGACAAGAACCAAAAAGUUUAUUCAAUUCUAUUGAAAAUAUUUACAAAUCAUUUGAACAUGAAAUUAAUACUUUCCAACAUUUAACAGAAUCUGUUUCAUUAUAUAUUAAAAUUAAACAAUCAUUCAUAUUUAGUUUAAUGUGGUUAACAUAUUUAGAAUAUCAAAAGGAAAAUAUUAAUAGAAGUGAUUUUUUAAAUUUAAUAAUUUCAUAUUUUAAAAUUAUUCAAAAAUUUGAUAUUUACAAAAUGGCAUCAGAAAAUUCAGUUUCUUACAAAUUUUUAUUUGAAUUUGUAAAUAGAAUUUUUAGAAAUAUUUUAAUAUUUGAAAUUGAUAAUUCUCCAAAAGAAGAAAUUUAUUCCAUAAUUGAAUGUUUAAAGUUAAUAGUAACAACAGAUUAUCGUAUUCUUGAUGGUUUUUAUAGUUAUAUUUGGAAGAUUGUUUUCCAAAUUGAUUCAAAUGAUGUUGAAAAAUUAAAUUUGAGUCAAUUCAUUGGUGAAAUGUUAGACAUUUUUGUACAUUUUGCUAAAGGAAAGAGUGCUUUUGAUGACAUGUUUAAUGCUAUUGAUAUGUUAUCUUUAUCAUUAUCAUCCACUAAGUAUACUAGUACUACUAGUACUACUAGUACUACUACUGCUAAUACUGGUGGUAAACAAUUUAAAAAGAAUAGUAACAAUACAUCCAUUAAUAAUAAUAAUACUAAUAAUAAUAACAUGAUUCUGAAUAAUUCAAUAAUUCAAUUAGAAUCAUUCAGAAAUAGUAUUAAGAAUUUGAUUCAAAAUAUUGCACCAACAGAUAUUAUAAUUUAUUUUAAAUAUUUAAUUGAUACAAUUUCACAACGUUUAAAUAAUAACAAUAAUAAUCAUAAUAAUAAUCAUAAUAAUAAUAAUAACAAGUUGAAAAGUAUGAUAACACUUUUAUUAUUUCCAUUGACUUCAUUUGGAUUUUUUGUUCAAUUAAAUGAAUCAAAUUAUGAAGAAAUGCAAAAACUUGCAAAACAAACAUGUUCAGAAAUUGUUAAAAAGUUAAUGAAUGAAAUGUCAAAUGAAUCAAGUGUAAUUCAACUCUAUUAUUCAAUGAGUAAUAUUAUUCAUAGAUCUGAAGAAUUUUCAUCAGAUGUAUUUUCAAUGAAAGAAAUUGUUAAUGAUAAAGAUUUUAUUGUUAAUUUUCAUGAUGGUACUGGUUUAACAAUGGAUGAAUUUACUAAUAAUCAAUCAUUUAUACAAGUAUUUAAAGAAUUAUCAUUUAUGAAUAAGGGUAUUUACUGUUAUAUAAUUUUUAGAAGAUUAAUGAUAAUUAAUCAACAAGUUAAUAUUAGAAGACACAAUUUAACAACUUCAAAUCAAAAUUUAUAUUCAUAUGAAACUCAUGAAAGUAGAAGAGAACAAAAAUUAUUAACAAGAAAUUUUCAAACUUAUUUUAAUUUUAUUCAAGAAGAAUUAUCAAUUUUAUCUAACAUUCAUCAAUUUGAAGAAUUUACACUUGAAGAAAUUGAAGAAUUUGAUUGGGGAGGUAUUAUUGAAUCUAUUAAUAGUGAAAAAAAGUACAUUUCAAUGUUAUGGUAUUUAACUGCUACUAAUUUUAUUUAUAUUAUUCCAUAUUGUGAUGAAGAAGAAUUAUUAAAAUUAUGUAAUUUUAUUCUAACACAAUCUAUUAAUGGUAUGAGAUUGAAUAGAUCAAUGUUAUUACCAUUCUCACUUGAAAGAGUUACAUUAGAUUUAUGGAAUGAUGAUUUAUUAUUUGAACAAGAAAAAAUUCAAUCUUCAUUUGAAUCUUUCUUAUUUAAUUCAAUUUUAAAUUCUAUUCAAUUAAUAUCAAAUGAUAUGUUUUCAAAUGAAAAGAAAUGGAUUGAAAAAAUUGAAAAAUUUACAUCAAGUAUUUCAUCUUGUAAAAUUGAAAAGAAAGUUUCAUCCAUUUUUGAAUAUAUUGAAUCUAAAGUAUUUAAAGUAAAGGAUAAUAAGGAAAUUGAUGAAAAUUUAUGUUCAAUUUUUAAAUCAGAUUUUAAAUUAACAAAUAUUAAUCCUCAACAAGGAAAUUUAUAUUUAAAUCCAUAUAUUAAUUUAAUUUUAUCAUUCCCACCAAAAUACUUUUCACACUCAUUUACAUUAUCAGUUUUAUCAUUAUUAAUGAUUUAUGAUGCUUUUAUUUGUUUAGAUAUUUUCAAUAAUAAUAAUACCAAUACUACUACUCAAUAUAAUAGUGAUACAAGUAAUUAUCCAUUAUUUGGAUCGAAUAGAGUUAAAUUUAUUGAAUCUUGUAGAAAAGUUCAAUUAUUAUUAUUACGUAAUUUACCAGAAGAAAAUAUUAGAAAUUUAUCUCAAUCUUUUAUUUAUAGAUUUUAUAUUCGUACAGUUUAUUCUUUAAAUUCUAAAUUUACUCUUAAAAAUAUGAAUGAAAUUGUAAAGAAUAUUGAAAAUUAUACAUGUGAUAUCAUGUCCAUUCUUUUCAAUAUGGGAUUAGAUAAGGAAAUGAGUGAAGAUAAAGAAUGUUUAAUCAUUUCAUUAUUAUUAAAUAAUAAUAAUAAUAAUAAUAAUAAUAAUAAUAAUAAUAAUAAUACUACAAAUAAUACUACAACAAUAGAUAAUGUAGCACAAGUAAGAUUUUCCAAUUGUUUAUUAGGAAGUAUUUAUUCAUUUAUUAAGAAAUCUAUUAUUGAAGAGGAAGGAUCUUCUAUUCAAAAUAGAAAUUUCCAAAUUGAAUCCAAUAUUUAUUCAUUAUUAUUUACAAAUGGAAUGUAUGGAAAGAAAAAGAAUUUUUAUUUUGCAUUUACUGAUAGAGUUAAAUCCAUUAAGAAUGAUCCUCAUGUUUAUCAAAGUCUUGUAAUUUCAUCACAAAUUUUACUUUUAAUUUCAACAAGUAAAUCUAAAUUACCAUCAUCUAUUGAUCAUAAUACUAUUAAUGAAUUAUAUAAUGUAAUGUGUGAAAAGGAAGUAACAUUUAAUGUUUUGAAAGAUUUAAUUGAAUUAGUAACAAUGUUUGGUCCAAAUUCUCUAGAUGAAGUAAAUCCACUUCCUAUUCCUCCAAGUAAAUUAUUUAGAAAAGUUGUUAAAUCAAUUCAAGAUGUUAAAGAAGAAAAAUUAUUAACUUUAAUGGUUACAACAUUGAGUGGUUCACAUAAGAUUUUCCUAAUUAAUAUGAUUAUUGAUCAAUUGAAAGAAUUUAAUCAACAUCUUGCAAUGCCAAAUAUUUCUGUACAAAAUGCUUCAAUUCAUGUUGAUCAAGUUCAAGAAAAUGUAAAGAAAUUAAUAGAUAUCAUUUCAACUGUUCACAUGUGCUUGAUUUCAAUUGACAAGUCAGAAUUGAACUUUUAUUUAUGUUCUGUUAUUGAAGCUAUCAAAUUGAGUACUAGAUCUUAUCUUUUUAACACAAUUCCAAUUUCAAAUAUUUCUUCAAUUAGUUCUGAUUAUUGGAAGAUUAAUUCUUCAAAAUCAAAUCACCACAUGUUUAUACAACCAAAACAACAAUGGAUUUAUUCCUUUCUUUAA